CUCUUUAAAUAAAGGCAAACGCUCGGUCUAGAUAUACUAUGUCUAUGGUAUUUACAGAGGAAAAGUCAGAGAAGAUAUGGGAAUGGCGGCAUGCGAGCUGUAAAGUUUGCGUUGCAUCGUUACAAUUUAGUGCGCGUAAAAAAACGAAAGUGCUCGCAUAGACUGAGAUGACAUCAAUCGUGUUAACGAUGUGAAACUUGAUUCGAAGUUUGGAAAAUAUUCUUUUGCCGUCAUAUCGCGGGUAUCCAGGAAAAAAUGUCAGGUGAAUAUAGUCGAAGCAUUUUAAAAAUAGUUGUUGCUCAGAUCUGUCAGAUGAUAGGAUGGCACUCUAUUAAUUCUACGCCUCUAGAAUUUAUGGUAGAUCUUAUGCAAGAAUAUAUGUUACGUAUCUCAAGGUUGACACAUCAAUAUGCAGAAGUUUUGGGAAGGACAGAACCAAAUCUUGAUGAUUUAGGGUUAACAUUUCAGCAUAUGAAUAUUGACAUACAGGAAUUAGCUGAGUAUGUUAAAAAUGUAGAUUCUGUUCCAUGUCCUAUACAGAUACCAAAAUAUCCAGUUCGGCGUGAAAAUCAUUUAAAUUUUUUAAAGCCGGGCAGUCGUGAAGUUGUCACUAGAUCAGUGCAUAUACAUGAACAUUUACCAGCUAUGUAUCCAGAUACUGAAGAAGAAUAUAUACCAGAUAAGAAUGAAAGUUUAAUGAAUGGUACAACAGAUCUGACAUCUAGCAGUGCGACAUCAUCAAGCAAUUCGAAUAACACAUCACCUCAUAGAAUGUCGCCGCAAGUAAUUUUCAAACGGCCAGGCGAUCCGGUAUCUUUCGAAAGCUCCAUACCGAAGCGGGCAAAAAUUUUGGAGGAAGGUAGACCAUUACGUGAAAUAAGCAGCGUUAUGAUGACCACUUCCGGUUUUUUAUCACCUGCCCGAGAAGGAAAAUUACCUGAGGCGAGAACGCCGCAUCAAGUACGAUCGGAUUCGCCACAACCGAGUUCUUAUCCGAUGGUACCACCUGAAUUGAAGUGCGAAAAGAAACCGAAGAAGAUUGUAAAGAAAGGUCCAGAGAAUCGUAAACUCGACAAGGAGAACAAGAAGAAAAAAGGCGCGAAAGAAUUGUUUAAGCCGGAUAAGAUGGAUGAGAGCAAGAUAAAAAAAUUGGUUGGAAUGAAGGAGUUGGCCAAGCUAAAGCCAUUAAAGCCGGGUGGUGGCAAAGCGCAAUCCACUAUGCUACAAGAGCUUACAGCCAGCAGACCGUCCACACCGAAGAUUGCGUCACCGAAGUCAGUCGUUGGUAGUUCGAAACCAUCAAAAGUCGCGCAGCCGAAAGUAAAGAACGAGAAGACGAUAGAUCUGAUAGAUGACUCUCCUACUAUCGAGAAAAAAGAGGAUACUAUUGAUAAAUUACCGUCAGAGCCGGAUAAACAGAAAUUAAACAUAUUCAAGAAGAUAUCGAAACCGCGUGAAGAAAAAGACAAGGACAAGGAGAUAUCGGAACCGCAUAAGCAUAAAGAUAUUCUCGAUUCGCGCGAGAACUCGCCGGAGUUAAUAAUAGAUGUCGACAAUAUGGAGAAGCAUACACAUCGUAACGACACAGAGGCGAAAGGAGGACGCGAAGAGAAAAGAACACCGCACACGCCGGAUGUGCAUGUGCAAUCGGACGCUGAUUUGGCGGACGUACAGAGUUCAGAGUCGGACGUUUAUAUAUUCGACGAUGCGGACAUCUCGCCGCCAGGUACACCUAGCACACCGAAAACUCCCGAAUUGAAUGUACCCACUGUAUCAGAGCAAAAGCGAAAGAAGAAAGAGAAAAGCGGCAAGAAGAAAGAAUCUAAAUUGAAGAGUCCAAAACAAUGUGUCAGCCCAAAGAAGACAAAGUUUCUGAAUGAUGCAGCAGAACUGGACAUACCAGAUCGGCCAAAAACACCGCAGGCACCUGAGCCGUCGUUACACAGAGAGCCACCUACUCUUCCGUCUACACUUCCGUUUCCCUUUUUCCCUACGUUUCCUUCGGCACCUGGUUUAAUACCUCAUCCAAUGUUCACGCGAUUCCCAUUGCCAUUGGGCCGAGGUGGGCCAGGGCCUCAUCCCGCAAUGCCCAAUUUACCUCUACCACCGCGCUUUCUCAAUCCAUCCAUAAAGCCCGAAGAUUUUGCAUUGCCCAAAAUUAAGCCGGUAGAACGUGAAAAGUCACUAAUUCCCUCACCAGUCGAGUUAACAUCUUCAUCGAUUCAAGGCGAGAAUGAAAAAGCAGACAAAGAGAAGGUGGAUAAUAAACUUACGAAAAUGUUUAAACCAAAUAAAGAAUUGCCUUUCAUAAAAGUACCUGAAAAGGUACCGCCUAUAGGCGUUUCACCGCCUAUAGUGUCUGCACCUGUCGCACCAAUCACGCUUGCUACACCAGUAUCCGUCGCGCAAAUACCACCAUCGAAAAAUCCUAAAACUGAAAAAACAGAGAAGAAUGAUAUGGUAAAUUCGAAGUCUAAAGAACAUAAGAAAGAAAAGAAAGAUAAGUUAAAGAAAAAGAAAGAUAAAAAAGAGAAACACAAAGAUAAAGGCGAGAAAGUGAAGGAGAAGAAGGAAAAAACUGAGAAACGCGAGAAGCUAGAAAAACUUAAAGAAAAGAAGGAGAAGAAAGAUAAAAAGAAGGAAAAAGAUUCAAAUAAGAAAAAUAUGAAGGAGGAUAAGAAUCCAGAAGCUGUACCAAAAAUAACAUUAAAAUUAGGUACAGCUUCUCCUAGACCAGCUACACCAGAUAAUGCCCCUAUGAAGAAAAUAACUAUUAAACCACUUGUGAAGAAACCUGAUGAAGAAGUCAAGCGGGAACCUAGUCCAGAAUUGGCGAAAAUAUCGGCAUUGGUAACGCGACCGCCAAAGCAGAAGUCAACAAGUAAGAAAACAGAGGAGGGAAUAUUAGAUGGAAGUCCUGCUCUUCCUACAGACUCUUUCUCUGCCAAUCUUACUAGCGUGCCACUUGCAUCAAUUCCUCGAGCAAAGAAAUCUAAUUUCCAAAGUCUAUCUCAAAGUGAGCCAAUACCUUCAUCUCAAUUUGACAAUCCUCCUAAAGUCCUGAAACCUCUAAUAUCGCCACAACAACCACCGUAUUAUUUUGAUCGAGGAGGUCGUCAAGUAUGGAUAUGUCCCGCAUGCGGCAACCAGGAUGAUGGUUCACCAAUGAUUGGCUGCGAUGAUUGUGAUGCGUGGUAUCAUUGGGUGUGUGUUGGUAUGCAGGUUCCACCAGCUGAUGAUGAAGAUUGGUACUGUCGAUUUUGUAUAGCGAAAAAACAGGAACUUCUCCAUGAUAAAAAGAAAAAAAAGCGAAAGAAAAAAGUUAAAGUAACGGCCUAGUAUAAGCCAACCGGGUCUAACUGCGUGAGACCCGGUGUUACCAUACCAUUCACUACCAAAGUUAAAGCAAAAGACAACAAAAUUGGCGUUAAAAGCGUAAAAAUGAAAAAGGUGUCCAAGAAUGAUGUUAAGAUACAAAUGAAGGGAAAAUCGAUCAUGACUAAAGGAAAGACUGCAAAGAACAUAGUGAAAGUAAAAGCUGUAAAAAAGAAAUAAAAACAAUUGUUAUAUUAUGCAGUGCAAUUUAAAUAGUGGAAGUUAUUUUCUAAACUGUAGGACAAAUGUAAAUGAUUCUAUUCUAUACUAGUUGUAUUUAAUAAUACCCUGUACUGCAUUAACUAUAUAGGGUGUUUCAAAAGUGGAGGUCAAUCGCUCGAGGUGAUUGGAGAUCCAAAAAGAAGAAAAAAAGUUGGUAUGAACAUAGGUCUGGAAAUGCAUUGUUUUCGAGUUAUCAUCAUUUUUAUAUUGAAAUUUCAAAUUGCUUUGCUUUCGAAUUUUUUUGUCAAGAUUGAAAGAAGAGAUAGUUUUUAUGAGUUUUAUAACAUAAUUAAAGCCAAAUAAAAGUUGUGGACUGUUUUAGCACUACCCAGGAUAAAAAAAAGAAAAAGAAAAUAAUAAAAAAUAUAAAUAAAUAAAUAAAAUAAAAUAAAUAAAUACAAAACCAACUCUUCUUUCAAUUUUAACAAAAAAAUUCGAAAAUAAAACUGAAAUUUCAACAUAAAAAUGGUGUUAACUCGAAAACAAUGCAGCCGAACGAGCACACGUUCCGAACGAUUGAUCUCCACUUUUGAAACACUCUGUAUAUAUUUUUAUGUUGAUAUUAUAUUCAUUAAAAAAUAAGAUAUCAACACAUACAAACGUCGUUAAGAGUAUGGAUAUUCUACAGGUUUUGUAAAGAUCUUCAGUUUUCUAUUUUGUAUACACGAUUAUGCAUUUGGUCACACAGAAUAUGUGAUUUAUUACACAGCGUGAUAAAUUUGUAGUAUAUUUUCUUAGCUCUAUUCAAAUCAUAUUAUUUCCUGAUACUAUCACUGCUUUUGGCAGACUUAACAUAGAACAUACUUAAAAAAAAAAAAAGUAAAAUUAUAUCUAUUUUUAAU
Formica exsecta is the source of this 4439-nucleotide messenger RNA. It is a transcript of the gene Taf3, whose product is annotated as transcription initiation factor TFIID subunit 3. Gene Ontology annotation, molecular function: protein heterodimerization activity. The coding region runs from base 256 to 3339 and encodes 1027 amino acids. The record is from RefSeq and is a predicted model, not a curated record. NCBI's taxonomy places the organism in Eukaryota, Metazoa, Arthropoda, Insecta, Hymenoptera, Formicidae. Gene Ontology annotation, cellular component: transcription factor TFIID complex. The transcript is spliced from 10 exons.